Molecule: messenger RNA, 4309 nt
Organism: Rana temporaria (common frog)
Lineage: Eukaryota; Metazoa; Chordata; Amphibia; Anura; Ranidae
Gene: PKNOX1
Product: PBX/knotted 1 homeobox 1
Exons: 11
Coding region: 161-1447 (428 amino acids)
Biological process (GO): regulation of transcription by RNA polymerase II; angiogenesis
Molecular function (GO): DNA-binding transcription factor activity, RNA polymerase II-specific; RNA polymerase II cis-regulatory region sequence-specific DNA binding
Source: RefSeq, a predicted model, not a curated record
GGCUUAUGGUAAUGUGCGGCGUGGUACGUGAUGACGUAGGCGCCCCUGCGGGUCCCGAUUGCUGCAGCCGCUUGUCAGUGUGACGAAGAUUGGCACCGGGGCGGCGCUGACGAUCUCUCCCUCCGAUCCGCUGGGAAAUGAGGAGAUCACACCGAGUCACAUGAUGUCCACAGAGAGACUGGGCAUGGAGGAUUAUUCCGAGGACCAGCAGAUUCAGGUGGUGACGCAUUUCAAGACGGAGCAGGAAGCUGUGUGUGGGGAGGCGGCCACGCUGCCGAGCCCGCCGGGGACCGCCGAGAGUCCUAUGGAGGCCGAUAAACAGUCCAUUUACAGACACCCCCUCUUCCCGCUCCUGGCUCUGCUCUUUGAGAAGUGUGAGGGUUGCACUCAGGGCUCGGAGGGAACCACCUCGGCCAGCUUUGAUCUGGACAUCGAGACGUUUGUCAGGAGACAACACAAGGAGGGGAAGGACUUCUUCUCGGAUGACCCAGAGACGGACAGCUUGAUGGUGAAGGCCAUCCAGGUUCUCCGCAUUCACCUCCUGGAGUUGGAGAAAGUCAAUGAACUUUGUAAAGACUUUUGUAGCCGAUAUAUCGCCUGCCUGAAGACCAAGAUGAACAGCGAGACACUACUGAGCGGAGACCCAACCGGGCCCUACUCCCCCAUACAGAGCGGUCUGAGCGGAGCUCUCGGUUCCCAAGGAAUUAUGGUCCCGGCAUCCGCUAUCCAGCAAGGGAAUGUUACCAUGGCGACGAUGGCCGGGGGCACCGUAUACCAGCCAGUGACAGUUGUCACCCCGCAGGGGCAAGUGGUGGCCCAGGCCCUCUCCCCCGCCAACAUCCGCAUACAGAACUCCCAGUUACAGUUACAGCUCAGUCAGGAUUUGGGCCUUCUACACACCGAUGACGGAUCGGGGAAGAACAAGCGCGGAGUCCUCCCUAAACAAGCCACCAAUGUCAUGAGGUCCUGGCUCUUCCAGCACAUUGGGCACCCGUACCCCACAGAGGAUGAGAAGAAGCAGAUCGCGGGUCAGACAAAUCUGACGUUACUACAGGUCAACAACUGGUUUAUAAAUGCCAGACGCCGAAUCCUCCAACCCAUGCUGGACUCCAGCGCCACCGACACUCCGAAGACCAAGAAGAAGAGCGCCCAGAGCCGCCCCGUGCAGAGAUUCUGGCCGGACUCCAUCGCGGGCGGCAUGUCACAGCAUGGAGACCUGGGCAUCUCCGAGGACGGUACAGAGGUGUCGCUCUCCUCUCCCGGCGCUCUCGGCACAGACAGUCUGCAGUCGCUGACCUCGGAUGGGGCCACAUUGGCGGUCCAGCAGGUGAUGUUGGGAGGACAGAGCGAUGACGAGUCCCUAGACUCGGACCAGGAGGACGAGGACACGGGACUCAGUGCGGGGGAACUUAGGGGCCUGGUGCUGAGCGGAGGAGGACUGCAAUGAGAGGGACGGACCUGCACCUCGUCUCUCACACUUUGUAUUGUCAGUGCCAAACACACAGAAUGACGCACUGGCCACGCCCCGCCCACACCUUUUAUUUUAAUCCGCGACGUAAUAUUUGCACCUUAAAAAAAAAAACUGACCGUCGCUUCCAAGAAUUUCACUGCCGAGUGAGCCUUGUCCCCCCAGUGCCAAAAGACCCCCAUUCACCACCUGGAUUCCGGCCCACUGGAGGGUCACCUGACCAGUACGACCCCCAUUCACCACCUGGAUCCCUAGAGGGUCACCUGACCAGUACGACCCCCAUUCACCACCUGGAUCCCUAGAGGGUCACCUGACCAGUACGACCCCCAUUCACCACCUGGAUCCCGGCCCACUGGAGGGUCACCUGACCAGUUAGACUCCCACCCACCACCUGGCUCACUGGAGGGUCACCUGACCAGCAAGACCCCCAACCACCACCUGGAUUCCGGCCCACUGGAGGGUCACCUGGCCAGUAAGACCCACCACCUGGCUCACUGGAGGGUCACCUGACCAGUAAGACCCCACCCACCAUCUGGAUCCCAGUAGAAGAGUCUAUCAAGGGAUGGGGAUUGUUCUCACCUGAAAUCUGACCCCAAUCCCUGCCUAGAUUCCAGCUUGAUGCAUGGUCACCUGACCGGUGGAAGAGUCCAUCAUUGGAAGAGGAAUGGUACACUUCUGAACUCUGACCUUAGGGUACAUGGGGGGAGGGGACAGCUCACUCCUGAACUCUGACCCCAGUCACCACCUGGAUUCAGGUCACCCAACCAGAAGAGUCCAUGGGGGAAGGGGACGGCUCACUCCUGAACUCUGACCCCAGUCACCACCUGGAUUCAGGUCACCCAACCAGAAGAGUCCAUGAGGAGGGAGGGGACGGCUCACUCCUGAUCUUUGUUAAUGAACUUGUUGCGCCGGUGUGCGCAGGCCUCUGUGUGUUGAGUGUAAUGUGAAGAGGCCUCUCCAUAGAACGCUCGGGUACUUAGAUUUCGCACAACAUGGACACUCCGGGUGGAAGGUUAGUAUGGACUGCGGCUUCCCUGCACCGGGAAAUAAAACAAAAUGUCGAUUUUACUCCUCAGAUGUAUUUUUGUAGAGUUGUGAAAAAUAAAGCUGAAAACUCUCUAAAUAUUGAUGUGGAUCUCGUCAGAGGCUUCAGCAUCCUGAUUGGCCGCUCAUGUGGGGGGGGGGGGGGCGGGGGCUCCGAUCCUGUAGGGCAGCAGGCAUAGUGAGAGGUGGACUUGCCUCUGAAAGGAGAUCUGUCGCUCUUCAGGUAGGUCAGGGUGGAAGGACGAGGUCUAAGCACACAGUUCAGAUGUCGGGAUCUCCUCCCCCGGCCUGGAGGGAGGCGGAGUGCAGGAAGGAAAGAGGGCGGAGCUCUUUUGUAUAUUUUAUUUUCUUUAUUUAUUACGAUCUGAGAUAAAAUACAGUCUAUGUCCUGCCCCUUUAUAUGUCCUGCCCCUUUAUAUGUCCUGCCCCUUUAUCACGACCACUUAUAGCAGCGUGAGGCUACAUCUCCAGCCUGAUCUACUGCUAUGCUGUGAAUAGCAGGAGAGAUCAGACUACACACACACACACCUAGCAGACAGUCCUGAAAGAGAUGGGAGGGCCAGGAUUGGUCAAUCUGCACAGUCAGUGUUAUGGAUGUUUUGUAACCCCUUUUUAUAGUGAAAAAUGUUUUAUACAGAUUAUAAAUAAAAUGAUAUAAAAAUUUGCCCAAAUUCCUAAUUGAACCUUCAGAUGAAAUCCGAUAAAUUCAGAAAGGUAUGUGAAGUCUUAUAGAAAGCAGCCACAGCCUGAAUGGAAAAGCCUGUCCCCGGCCAGCAUUGCUCUUCUGUGUGGAAGCAGCGGCCUCUCUGCAGAGGUCUGACUACUAAAGUAAGAGCUAAUGCUCUCCAAUCAGCUGGAAGUAUGAGCGUUGCUGAUUCAUAGGAUUCCCUUCACUGCCCAGAGAAGACGCACAAUCUCCUGGCCUGGCCAAUCCCGAGGCUGCGUUAGCGAGCACAGCCCCUCCCCUAUUGAUGAUAGAAAAUGAUACGUCUGUUCCUCAUAUUCCCGGACGACCCCCGAGUACCACAAUAUCGAAUAUUUCAUCACUAUUACAUUUCCUUAAUGCUUGGAGAAGUUCUCCCAUCAUGUAUGAACUCUACAUAGGCAGAUCUCCUCAUGGGUGGCAACUCAGCUAAUUGUGGGUGGCGCUCACCUCCUCACAGGGGGUGAUCGGCUCCUUGUGGGUGGCACUCAGCCAUUAGUCAUCAGCUACUCAUGGGUGGUGCUCACCUCACAGGGGGUGAUCGGCUCCUUGUGGGUGGCACUCAGCCAUUAGUCAUCAGCUACUCAUGGGUGGUGCUCCCCUCACAGGUGAUGAUCAGCUCCUUAUGGGUGGCACUCAGCCAUUAGUCAUCAGCUACUCAUGGGUGGUUAUCAGCUCCUCACAGGUGGUGAUCUACUCAUAGGUGGCACUGAUCUACUCAUGGGUGGUGCUCAGCUCCUCACGGGUGGUGAUCAGCUCAUAGGUGGCACUCAUCUACUCAUGGGUGGUGCUCAGCUCCUCACGGGUGGUGAUCAGCUCAUAGGUGGCACUCAUCUACUCAUGGGUGGUGCUCAGCUCCUCACGGGUGGUGCUCAGCUCCUCGCGGGUGCCGUCAGUGCUGUUUUCCCAUUUGAUGAACGGCUGUUCCCUGUAGCAGUGUGCCCGUACCUGGUGUUGGGAAGACAUGCUCUGCUGGCAGACGUCGGAGCGAGUGAAGCCGCGAGUCUCGGCUCUUCUCUGCGGAAAUGUCCGGAAUCAGUUUAGAGGAAUAUUUUUGGUUUUCUGUUUUGGCAAUAAAAGUUCUUUUUAUCCUU